GGAAAAUACUUCGAUCUGCGAUACACUGCGCCAGUCCAAGUCGGUUAGUGAAGAGUACCAGACAGUACCUCAGGGUAAUCAUGUUUCAGUUUUCGUACGCGAUCGCUCUGUUUUGUUUAGUUUUGUUUGUCAACCAGAGUUAUUCAAACUGGGUCAUCGAUGAUGAAGGCUGCACUACGCCGGAUAGGAAGACUGGGAAUUGCAUUGCUCUCACCAACUGUGAGCCAAUUCUGCGAGUUCUCAGAACGAUCAAAAGACCGGUUUCUACUGAAGUCGCGCAAAAAUUGCAAGCCUACAAUUGCGGCGUCGAUUCCAGAAGGAAAGUUAAGGUUUGUUGUCCGUCAGAAUCCAUUGACCUAGAAGGAACUAAUCCCCUGGAUGUCAGUAACCAUAGAAACAAGAAUCUGCUGCCUACAGAUUGCGGUUAUAUCGAUACCGAUAAUCGAAUUAUCAACGGAGAAAAUGCAUUUUUAAAUGAAUUCCCGUGGAUGGCGCUCCUAUCGUACAGCGGAAAGAAAUCAGGAUUUAAAUGUGGCGGAACCAUAAUAAACCAGAACUAUAUUUUGACAGCCGCUCACUGCAUCGCAAAUCUAAAAAACAGCAGGCUAGUUUCAGUUAGAAUUGGCGAACACAGCAUCCAAAACGAGACCGAUUGCGAGCUAAGACGCAAGAGAAAAAUUAAAUGCAACCCCCCAGCAAUCGAUCUUAGUAUCGAACAAGUUAUACCGCAUCCUGAUUUUAAUCCUGCCACUUUUACCAACGACAUUGGCCUCUUAAGAGUCUCAAAGAUGAACUUACAACAAGAAAGUACAAGACCUGUAUGCCUUCCCAUAACUAAAACUCAAAGAACCCUCAAUUAUACCAACAUUGUCGUCACAGGAUGGGGUAUAGUGAACCCUGAUACAGAGGAGACGGCAGAUAUUCUGCAAAAAGUUGGUUUACCAGUAACAGACAAAGCAACAUGUGCUGACAUUUACAAACAACACAAUAUAGAAUUACACAACUAUCAGUUGUGCGCUGGAGGUGUUAGAAAUAAGGAUUCAUGUCCCGGUGAUAGCGGAGGGCCUAUGGUAGUCCCUGGUGUGGACUCUAAUGAUGAUGCCCAAUACGUUCAACAGGGAGUUGUUUCUUUUGGACCAAAAUACUGUGGUUUACCUGGAUACCCUGGAGUAUAUACUCUAGUUAUAUACUACAUGGAUUGGAUACUAGAUACAAUCAGGCCUUAAGAAUACAAAAAUUAUACUUCUUAAUGGUUAUAAACUCGUUGAGUGUGGUUUAAGCUGAAAACAAGAGCUGUACUUUGUAAAUAUGGUUGAGAUACUCAGAAAAUAAGACUGGACUAAUUUAGUAUUUAUAUAUUAUAUAUUUAGAAAAUGUAUGCUUGACAGAACAAUAUUAGGUUUAAGUUUUUCAGAAAAUAAAUGUAUUUUUCAUGA
This is a messenger RNA of Sitophilus oryzae (rice weevil), 1436 nucleotides long. RefSeq names its product serine protease easter-like. The coding region runs from base 81 to 1226 and encodes 381 amino acids. The transcript is spliced from 8 exons. The record is from RefSeq and is a predicted model, not a curated record. Lineage: Eukaryota; Metazoa; Arthropoda; Insecta; Coleoptera; Curculionidae. Gene Ontology annotation, molecular function: serine-type endopeptidase activity. Gene Ontology annotation, biological process: proteolysis.